Zea mays is the source of this 2206-nucleotide messenger RNA. Its product is annotated as trimethyltridecatetraene synthase-like. Lineage: Eukaryota; Viridiplantae; Streptophyta; Magnoliopsida; Poales; Poaceae. Gene Ontology annotation, molecular function: monooxygenase activity; oxidoreductase activity, acting on paired donors, with incorporation or reduction of molecular oxygen; iron ion binding. The record is from RefSeq and is a predicted model, not a curated record. The transcript has a single exon. The coding region runs from base 383 to 2026 and encodes 547 amino acids.
CAGCUUGGGAAGACUGUUGCCACGAAUGACGUGUGAGAACGUACGUGCGUGACAGGCCAAAAUACGAUAGCUGGGAGGCAAAAGAACGUGUACGUACCGAGGCGGCCGGCGCCAAUUAAUUGUCCAUCACAUAUUUUCUCACGUAUAUACACGUCACCUACGGCCUGAUAUGACGCAGAGCCUUGCAGCUCAUGACGUGUACCGUACGUGUAUAUCCUUGCCAUCGAUCUCAACGUCUUCUUCCUCCACAACGUCAACGUGUUGUCCUCCACACACUCGCUUGCUUGGCCCUGCAGGAACAGUACACACGCUCAUAAUAUAUAACCCAUUCCGUUUCUAAAGUUGCCACGUCGUCCAGUCCUCAUCAGUGGUCCUUUCGAUAAUGGAGGUACCAGCACCACCAGCAUGGGCGUCCCCCCUCGCGACGACGACGACGAUCCUGCUGGUCACGGCCGCCCUCGUCCUCGUGACGACGACCGUCCUCCGCCGGCGUGCCCACCGCCACCGGAAACGACAACGACAAGCGCCGCCGGGCCCUCGGCCCUGGCCGGUGAUCGGCAACCUGAACCUGCUAGGCGCGCUGCCGCACCGCUCCAUCCACGAGCUCUCGGCGCGGUACGGCCCGCUCAUGUCGCUCCGCUUCGGCUCCUUCCCCGUCGUCGUGGGCUCCUCCGUCGAGGUGGCCGAGGUCGUCCUCAGGACCCAGGACCUGGCGUACCUCGACCGGCCCCGCAUGGCCUGCGGCAAGUACACCGUGUACAACUACUCCGGCAUGCUGUGGUCGCACUACGGGCCCUACUGGCGUCAGCUCCGCAAGUUGUGGGUCACGGAGCUGCUCAGCGCGCGCCAGCUCCGCCUCACGGAGCGCGUCCGCGCCGAGGAGGUCCGCGCCAUGCUGCGCGACCUGCACCCGCACCCGGCCACCAGCACCACCAGCACGGCCGCGGUGGUGCUCAAGGAGCGCCUGCUCAUGGUGACGCUCAACGUGAUCUCGCGCAUGGUGCUGGGCAAGAAGUACGUGGGCGAGGACGACGCCGGCGGGCCGGGCGCCGCGGCCACGCCCGAGGAGUUCAGGUGGAUGAUCGAGGAGAUCUUCUUCCUCAACGGCGCGCUGCACGUGGGCGACAUGGUGCCGUGGCUCGGCUGGCUCGACGCGCACGGGUACGUGGGCAGGAUGAAGCGGCUGGCGGGGAAGUUCGACCGGUUCAUCGAGCACGUGCUGCGCGAGCACGGCGAGCGGCGGCGGCGGGAGGGCGCCGCGUUCGUGCCCGGGGACAUGGUCGACCUGCUGCUGCAGCUCGCCGACGACGGCGACGGCGGCCCGGGGGGCCUCCUCGAGGUGCCGCUCGACCGCGACGGCGUCAAGGCGUCCGUGCUGGAGCUCGUCACCGGUGGCACGGACACGUCGUCGGUGACGGUGGAGUGGGCCAUGUCGGAGGUGCUGCGGGAGCCCCGCGUCCUGUGUAAGGUCACCGAGGAGCUGGACCGCGUGGUGGGCCGCGACCGCCUGGUCGGCGAGGGCGACAUCCCCGGCCUGCCGUACCUGGACGCCGUCGUCAAGGAGUCCAUGCGGCUGCACCCCGUGGUGCCGCUCCUGAUCCCGCGGGUGGCCCGCGAGCACACGACGGUGGCCGGGUACGACGUCCCCGCGGGCACGCGCGUGCUCGUCAACGUCUGGGCCAUCGGCCGUGAUCCCAACGUGUGGGGGCCCGACGCCGGGGAGUUCCGGCCGGAGCGGUUCCUGGACGGGAGCAAGCGUAGCAAGGUGGACGUCAGGGGCCAGGACCUGGAGCUGCUGCCGUUCGGCGCCGGCCGCCGGAUGUGCCCCGCCCACGGCCUUGGGCUCAGGAUGGUCCAGCUCGUGCUAGCCAACCUGCUGCACGGCUACGUGUGGAGGCUCCCCGGCGGCAUGGCGCCGGAGGAGCUGAGCAUGGAGGAGAAGUUUGGGAUAUCCGUGUCUCGCAUGCACCAGCUCAAGGCUAUCCCUGACCCAAGGCUUCCGCAUCACGUCUACUUCGGGCCGUGAUGCUGCAUAAUAUCCGUGUAUGUGGUGGUUGGUAACGAAGAAGAGUACGUAUAGAAGCCAACCAACGAAAUAAUCUUUGAUGUUGAUGUAUCCGUCUCAGUUUAUUCAUGGCGUGUGAGUUGAACUGAUUUAAGUAUAAAAUUCAAAGUGUAUUCUACAUCAAACUUUUAUAACUAUAAA